AGAAAACGGCAGAGUGGUGAAAUAAAUGGAAAAAUGAGAACAGCAGUGAUGAAAAAGUACGCGAAAAUGGCGAGGCGGACGAAGUCCGGACGAUUUUAACAGUCAAAAGUCUAAAUUAGCAGUGCACGAUCGUCCACAUCGUUGUUCAACAUGUGAGAUUGACCAUCGAAGUGAUUGAUUUCGUGAGAUAGAACCUAAAUCAGAAUCGGUGGUCGAGCGAAACUCGAUGAUAAAGAUGCUUGGAGCGCACCUGUUGGCUAGUAGUUAAAUGAGCUUAAUAACAUGAAAGAAUGAAACGAGAUACCGUUAUUACCUGCCUGGAGCCAAGUCGCAGAGCCCAAACGAUGACAACAGUGCUGGAUGGUAGGUAUCAGCAGCUUGAGACGUAUUCGGAAGGUGAAGAUGAAGCGCGGGAUGGGAACGGGGAAGAAACGCCGCAAGAAUCGGGGGUCAUGAUACACGUCGUCCCCGAAGGCGGCAAGGCGAGAUGGAAUCACAUAGAAGAUCUGGACUCGUUCUUCACUAGAAUGUAUCAUUACCACCAAAAGCAUGGAUUCGCUUGUAUGAUUCUUCAGGAGACUUUAGAACUUGGACAAUUCAUCUUUGUAGUUACGUUUUCAACUUUCCUUUUCCACUGCGUUGACUACUCAAUUUUAUUUAGGGACAACAUUACGAACAAUACAUCGCACAAAACAUCGAUAAACGAUGCGAUACACUCUCCAAGCGAAUGUGCAGCAUCCAUGGGACUGAUAACGUGGCUCUGCAUUCUAGUCGCAGUAAUCUUCUGGAUGUUGCGUGCCGUCAAAGUAUUAUACCACCUGACACAAUUCUGGGACAUAAAGCAGUUUUUCAACACAGCACUGAAGAUCGAAGAUCGCGAAUUGGACAAUCUGACGUGGCACGAAGUCCAGAGGCGUGUUAGGGAUGUUCAAAUCGACCAACAGAUGUGCAUACAUAAACGGGAGCUGUCGGAGCUAGAUAUAUACCAUAGAAUUUUGAGAUUCAAAAAUUACAUGGUAGCCAUGAUCAACAAAUCACUCUUACCCGUCAGACUCAAUUUCCCAAUAAUUGGAGAAGUCAUAUUUAUGACACGGGGCCUAAAAUACAAUAUGGAGCUGUUAUUGUUCUGGGGGCCGUGGUCGCCUUUUGAAAACAAUUGGCACCUCAAAGAAGACUACAAAAAAUUGAACAAAAGACAGGAACUGGCAAGAACAUUAUCCAAGCACAUACUCUGGGUCAGCGUUGUUAAUUUCAUCUUAUGUCCAUUAGUUUUUCUCUGGCAAAUAUUGUAUUCCUUCUUCAACUACGGAGAGAUAAUCAAGAGGGAACCAGGCACUCUCGGAUCUCGAACGUGGUCUCUUUACGGUCGCUUGUACCUUCGCCAUUUCAACGAACUUGACCACGAGCUGAACGCGCGAUUGAACCGUGCCUAUCGUCCGGCGUCGAGGUAUAUGAGCAUAUUCACGUCGCCUGUGAUGACAGUGAUCGCAAAGAACGUUGCCUUCGUUGCCGGGAGCAUACUUGCCGUGUUAUUGAUACUGACGAUCUACGACGAGGACGUACUGACCGUCGAACACGUUUUAACGACAAUGACUAUGCUGGGUGCAAUUGUUGCCGGCGCGAGGGCGUUCAUACCUGACGAAAACCUCGUCUGGUGUCCCGAGCAACUCCUCACCGCAGUUUUGGCUCACACCCAUUACAGACCUGACAGUUGGCGAGGACACGCUCACACUAUGUCAACCAGAGCUCAAGUAGCUCAGCUUUUCCAAUACAGAGCCGUACAUUUGCUGGAAGAACUGUUGUCGCCGCUGUUCACACCGUUUAUUCUCUGUUUUCAAAUGAGACCACGAGCUCUGGACAUCGUUGACUUCUACAGAAACUUUACCAUCGAAGUUACCGGCGUCGGUGACGUCUGCAGCUUUGCUCAAAUGGAUGUUAGGAAGCACGGUAAUCCCAUGUGGCAGACCGCUCCUCAGACCCCUGGCAUCGAGGAGCGUAAUAUCGGAUUUGACAACAAGUACGGAGACCAUCUCAACAAGAUUCACGUUCCCAUGUCCAAUCAGUACACUCAGGCUGAAGACGGGAAGACGGAACUCUCUCUCAUACAUUUCACUCUUACUAAUCCGGAGUGGAGACCUCCUAGUCACGCAGAAACUUUCGUCACUGGGCUUAGGGAAAGGGCCAAGAAAGAUGCCAGCGACAUUCCAAACGACAUCAAUCCGCUCUACAGCAGCUUGAACAGCUUGUCCAGUUUGGGGGCUGGGUACAACAAUUUAGUAUCCAGCAUAAUACACGGCACGUUAUUGAACCAGUGUCAAAACACCGUGUCUGGAGUAAACGCGAGUUUCAUGACCCAGCCGGGAAUGUCAAGUGCCUUCGGAGGUGCCGAGGAUUCGCUGCACGACCCUAGAUCCGAUGCAGCGUCACCUGCUGUUUGUGGCGGCCUGAACAGAGCCGAGGGACCCCUCCACAACGACCGAGGUCUCCUUCACAGUCUUCAUCAAGGACUGUCCAACCAGUCGCUCGGGGCUUCGGUAUUUGGCUCCGGGCGCGAUUUGUCGUCGGAAGUUACUGUUCCAGUGGAACUAACCGCUGCUGAUAUGUCUCUAUCUACACUGUACCUGCACGAACUUCAUCAUAGACAAAUUAAAAGACGAGGCUAUCAAGAAAUGGCAACCCGAAGUAUAUGGCAACGAAGCCCAGUUCAAGAAUUGGCCACUCUUUCGGAAGUGAGACAGGAGAGAGCGCCUCUGCUACGUCACGUUGAUUCUUCCGUGAGAAAUUCAGGCCAGGAUUCUUAGCACAAUAUUUAAUUUCUCUUAUAAUACGCGCGCACGCCUGUGUGUAUAAUAUUUACCACCAUCUCAAUGCAGAUACGUCUAGUGUAUAUGUAGGCCACAUAUACAUAUAUAUAUAUAUAUAUAACUAUAUAUAACGUAUAGAGCCGCGUUGUGUAAUUAAAAACAAACAAAGAAGUGAAAGAAAAUCUUGAGUAUCAUUUUUAAACGAACAAAACGAUAAUGUUUUUACCCACUUAACGAUAUACUGCAUACAGUAUGCAGGUUAUAUUUGCAUUGAGCUGGUAAAAUUGAUUUCACCACAUCACUUGGACACAACGAUGACAAAAUUUUACAGGCUCAAACGCCGCGUAUGUAUGUGAAAACAAUUUUCAAAAAUUUCAGACUUAAGAUUACCUCGUAGAUUAUUUUCUAUACAUAUUGUUCACUUUUGUUUUAUUUUUUAGAAACGUUUGAAGAAAUCGGCAGUCGAAUUUUAAAGCAAGGAAGGAACAGAAAAAAAAACAAAAAAUUACAUUCUUUUAUACACGCGUUUGCUUAUUAUUGCGCUUAUUAUUCUCAAUAUUGAUAUUAUUUGCACAAAGGAUUUAUCCGAUCAUUGUUGGUUGCAAAUAUUAUGCCUACGAAUCGCAGCUGUGACUGGUUGUAAGAUAUUUAUGUAAAACUUAUAAUAACGAUCCGAUUCCAAGCAUUUUUCGACAAUUAUAUCUACAAACUACGUUUUUGCGAUGUGUAAUAUUACUACUGCUAUUACUACUACUACUUUACUGUUACUACUACUACUACUACUACUACUACAACUGCUGCUACUACUACUACUACUACUACUACUGCUGCUGCUGCUACGACUACUAUUACUACUAUUAACGUAUUGCUGUUAAGACCUAAUCUUUCGUAUAUUCCUACAUGCGUUUUGAAAGAGAACACCUAUCUACGUUAGAUGACAUAUUAAUUUUUCUUAAUUUUACAAUGCCACGAUUCUCUAGUCAUGAUAAUAGUUAACGUUAUACGUCACGUAAUGUAAAUGCCGAGCGAUUUCAUGAAUGAGGGUACAAAAAUACGAUCCAGGCCCGCUGGUAAAGGAGCCGAGAGACAGGGAAUCGAGCGGGAGGGUAUCGCGGCUUAUUAUAUAUAUGCUAUGUAUAUAAAACUUGUUCAAAUACUAAUUUAUACCGCGUACAGCAUGCAUGUAAAAAUCAGCAUUGAUAAUUUUUGACAGGAAACUGGAGGGGCAACGUGAAUACGAAUCGUCAUAUUUUAUUGAAAUAAAACGCCAACAAAAAAGUACGUUUUGAGCUAUUUUCACAGAAGCGCUUGCUUUCUAGAAAAAUAUACCCCGUCCGAUGUUUAUUUAAUUUUUAAUUCUGACUUGAGUCACUUUAGACCCGGGAAUUCGUAAGUAGCGGUACGAUUUCUCACAGUUCUACCAUCUGGGAUAGAUGCGAAUGCGGAUAGUAGAAGUAAAUGAAUUCAUGAAACACGUGUGUGUUGGUUUAUGUACACCUUCGAUUUAUCCACUGGUCUGGAAAUACUAGACUAUCCAUACUUCUAUUUAUAUUUUAAGGUUCGACAUACUCUACUUAAAACUUGUUUGUUUUAUUAAAAGAAAAAAACGUCAAAUAAUUUGUACAGACGAUUUUAUUAUGCUACUGGUAUUUUUUUCUUUGCUUCCGCUACAACGAGACUUGAAGACGGCGAAACUUACUUGUCACUAAUUCAAUAUUUAUAAGACGGCAUGAAUACUGUUCCGUUAUUUUAGUCAAAAUAAUACGCUAUUAUCUUGUCGACUUGAUAAGAAAUGUGAUUGUACAAUGUAAAUUAAAACUGUUUAUCGGAAACAGUAACUCUAUCGUCGAUUAUCAUAGUAGGGAUGUUUACAGUAUAUUAAUCGAAGUGAAAGUGAAUAUCGCUUUCAUGGUAAAAACAUACGAAGCUAUUUUCUAACCGAACGAAUUCUCUGUAUAUCUAUACGUAUAGUAUAAUGAUUUUUUGAAAACGACUUAACUGAUGUAGUAUGUAAAGUAGAUAAAAUAAUGCAAUAAGGGUUGUACACAUAUAUUGUAUAAGAUUAUAUUAUGUAUAGAUAAAUAAUACGUUUCGUAAUAA
This is a messenger RNA of Neodiprion virginianus, 4904 nucleotides long. It is a transcript of the gene Atg9, whose product is annotated as autophagy-related protein 9A. Gene Ontology annotation, cellular component: autophagosome; phagophore assembly site. The record is from RefSeq and is a predicted model, not a curated record. Gene Ontology annotation, biological process: autophagy of mitochondrion; protein localization to phagophore assembly site. The transcript is spliced from 8 exons. Lineage: Eukaryota; Metazoa; Arthropoda; Insecta; Hymenoptera; Diprionidae. Bases 291 to 2801 code for a protein of 836 amino acids.